Molecule: messenger RNA, 1435 nt
Organism: Prunus dulcis (almond)
Lineage: Eukaryota; Viridiplantae; Streptophyta; Magnoliopsida; Rosales; Rosaceae
Product: F-box protein FBW2-like
Exons: 3
Coding region: 242-1192 (316 amino acids)
Molecular function (GO): protein binding
Source: RefSeq, a predicted model, not a curated record
UUUUCUGGUAAGUGUCCUUCUCCUCCUUUUUCUUCUUUCUUUUUGCUUUUAUAAAACACUCGAUAAAGCUUCACCUCUGCUUCAUAAUUCAAUCUGGCCCUGAACACAACACGCCCCCCCACCCCCCUCUUCUCUCUCUCUCUCUCUGGCACUCAUACACAAAACCAUAAUCUCAGUCCUCACAGAAAGAUAAACUGGCGCCUUUGCAGAUCCAAGAAAUCCCAUAACAGAAGGAAAUUAAAUGGAGGAGGAGAAUGAGUUCCGGAGUUGGGACGAGCUUAUACCUGAUGCCCUUGGGCUCAUAUUUAGGAAACUACCACUCCAAGAGACGCUUACUGUAAUCCCAAGGGUCUGCAAGUCAUGGGGAAGAGCAGUGGCUGGGCCUUACUGCUGGCAGGAGGUAGACAUUAUGGAAUGGAGUAAAUUUCGGACGCCAGAGACCAUUACACGAAUGCUUCAAAUGCUGGUUUUAAGAAGCUCGGGUUCACUCCGCAAACUCUGCGUUGCUGGCCUUCCCAAUGACCAGAGUUUUUCCUUUAUUGCUGACCAUGCCAAUUCUCUUCGGACAUUGCGGCUGCCAAGAAGUGAAAUAAGUGAUUUGAUAGUGGAACAGAUUGCUGCAAGGCUCUCUACCCUAACUUACUUGGAUGUAAGCUACUGCAAAACUAUUGGAGGUCCUGCACUUGAGGCAAUUGGAAAGCACUGCAAACAUCUCAGAAAGUUGCAGAGAUGUAUGUACGGAUGGGAGGUACUUGACAAGGUCUCUCAAGAUGACGAGGCCCUUGCAAUAGCAGCCACAAUGCCAAAACUCAAUCACCUUGAGAUACUCUACCUCCGUAUUAGUACAGAAGCUGUGUGCCAGAUACUCUUGAAGUGCCCUGAGCUCCAGUUAUUAGAUGUGCGAGGGUGCUAUAGUGUAAAGCUUGAUGAAAGGUUUGUCAAGAAAUUCUCAGGACUGAAGGUGAUUGGACCAGGUUCAGACAAUGAGGGCUGGGAUGAAUGUUCAAACUACUCAGUUUCUUCUGGCUACUUAGCUUGGGACUUCGUCGCCAGUGUAAUGGAUGACGAUUUUGACGAAGAGAUGUUAGAUGAAGCUUGGGAAGACGACCAAAGUAUGGAGGAUGUAGAAAUGAGGUUCUAUGAUGGUUUUUAUCUUGACAAUGGUGGGUUCGACUGGCCCCUAUCUCCUUGAAUUCUCUGCUGGAGUGUGGUGGGGUUUCCAGUGGAGGUUAGAGGUGAAAAACUACUUGAACCCUGUGUAAGAAAUGUUGUUUUUCCCAGUAAUUAGCAGCCACUAAUAUUUCAGCGUGUGUGUUUCUGCAUAAGUAUAACCAUGUUGUACUCUGUUGUUUGCAUAUCAAUCCAAGUGAAACUUGUGAGGCUUUGUAUCUAUUUCUCAUAUAAAUAAAAAGGCUUUGUUUAUGUCGUUUUAAAA